Cuscuta campestris is the source of this 1209-nucleotide messenger RNA. The record is from the annotation of a GenBank genome assembly. NCBI's taxonomy places the organism in Eukaryota, Viridiplantae, Streptophyta, Magnoliopsida, Solanales, Convolvulaceae.
CUUUCAUUUUUACACACCAUCUCAUACACUUCUUUAAUCCAUUUUAUCUUGUAAUUUGUAUAUUAAAAAAUUAUAGAAAUUAUAUAUUAAUAAUCUAUAUGUUAAGACAAAUCAAACAAGAUCACACAUGACUAUAUUUAGGCUUACACAUUGAGAGAAUUUGAUUAGUCAAAGUGCUUAGAUGAACAAUUCCAAAAGCCAAAAUUGGACGAAUACUCCGGGACGGAGGAAAAUUUUUUUUAGUAUAUUUUCAAUGUUUUAGUCUUAUUUGGUCUUUGUUCAUCCUAGCUUUUUUAACUAAUUAAUUGACUUGUAAUAACAGAGUGAUGCAUACCAAGCAACAGGAUGUUACAACCUCCUAUGCGCCGGAUUUGUGCAGACAAACAGCCGGAUCGCCAUCGGCGCCUCCAUCUCUCCCAUCUCCGCCGUCGAUUCCAGCCAAUAUGACAUCACCAUCCUCAUCUGGAAAGAUCCGAAGCUGGGGAAUUGGUGGAUGGGGUUCGGGGACAACACCCUGGUCGGGUACUGGCCGGCGGAGCUGUUCACGCACUUGGCGGACCGGGCGACCAUGGUCGAGUGGGGCGGGGAGGUGGUCAACUCUCGGGUCACGGGCGAGCACACGUCCACCCAGAUGGGCUCGGGCCUGUUCGCGGAAGAAGGGUUCCGAAGGGCGAGCUAUUUCCGGAACCUGGAGGUCGUGGAUUCGGAUAACAGCUUGAGUUCGGUUCGGGUCAUAUCCACCCUCGCGGAGAACACCGAUUGCUACGAUAUCAAGAGCUCCUUUAGCGACGAAUGGGGAACCCAUUUCUAUUACGGCGGGCCGGGUAGAGGCCCGAAUUGCAAUUGACCUCUUCUUUUUUCUUUAUUCUUAUGCUCCCUAAUUAUUAUGUGCACGCCCAAAUUUGUUUUUCGAUAGCAAAAAAGAAAAAAAAAACAAUUCCUCUCACAUACAAGGUUUAACUUCUAGCAAAUUCGUCUUUCUCUUGCAUCUCCAAUAGGUCUUGCCCAUGGGAACAUACAUAUAACAAGACAUGCAUUAGGGAGUAAUAUUAAGAAUAAUUAAAUAUGAAGCAAUCAUUUUGGAGCUACUAAAUACUCAUUUUGGAACAAUUGCAUACUCAUUUUUGAAUUACUAGAUACCCAGUUUUCUAAAUUUCAGUUAUACUCGUAAAUAAGUAUUCAGUUACUCAAAAAAUGAGUGUUCAAUUA